AUGAUUUUCAAGGCUGUGGGGGACGACUGGUUUGGGCCGGGACUGUUAGGAGGAUGGCGGAACCUUCAAGCUUUUGGAUCCCCUGAAAGGACACCAGCGUACGAACUGUACAUUGCAAUAAGCAAUUUCCCAUGCGGGGGGCAACCCGCAAGAGCCGCAAGUGGGUCCAAGCACAUGGGAAUCGUGCUAACAACUCGUGUGCGGGACGUUGGACAGAACCGUGUACACUUGUACCCAACACCAACCACCACUAACCCGCACCCCAGCUUUCCCCCGUUAUCCGGACAUCCGUUGCCAAGUCGCCAGCCAGCAGGCUUCAAGAUGGUGCUUUUGGAUGAAGUUGCUCUACCACGAAAUCCAGUCCAAUCUCGUCGUGAAUUGCAACCAGUGCAACCGGAUCUGUCGGUUUUGACGCCAUUUUCAACAAGUAGCUAUGCAGGGGCACGCAUGAAUCGUGUAAUGGGCAAGUGCCACAGCCGGUCUCAAGACGGAGUCGAGUGUGCACCUCCUGGUAACUGGGUUAUGAUCCAUGGCUGGCUGCCAGGCAGUGGUAAAUACCAGUUUGUCCAAAUUGGCGAGCUCGAUGGGCUUGCAAGUGUAGGGCAGGUAUUGCGCCCGCUUACUCUCCUCUACGAGCUCUGGUCCCGGGCCAAAGCCAUCCGAGGGGGCCAUCCGAGGGGCAUGCUUGGUCGGUGCUCCAAACCAAGGCAAGCUUGGCGAGCGACACAAACUCUGGACUGUGCCAAUGAGCGGUCUGCGCCAAAACAUGUGUUUGCUAGGGUGUCCGGUUUGAGUGCUUACUCGGCAAUUUAG
This is a messenger RNA of Plenodomus lingam JN3, 813 nucleotides long. The record is from RefSeq and is a predicted model, not a curated record. NCBI's taxonomy places the organism in Eukaryota, Fungi, Ascomycota, Dothideomycetes, Pleosporales, Leptosphaeriaceae.